This is a messenger RNA of Mercenaria mercenaria, 4285 nucleotides long. Its product is annotated as sulfate transporter-like. The record is from RefSeq and is a predicted model, not a curated record. NCBI's taxonomy places the organism in Eukaryota, Metazoa, Mollusca, Bivalvia, Venerida, Veneridae. Gene Ontology annotation, biological process: transmembrane transport. The transcript has 3 exons. The coding region runs from base 121 to 2271 and encodes 716 amino acids. Gene Ontology annotation, molecular function: chloride transmembrane transporter activity; sulfate transmembrane transporter activity; bicarbonate transmembrane transporter activity. Gene Ontology annotation, cellular component: membrane.
UGUUUUCUAAUGCUACAUCAAAAUAAGAAUACGUUUCUAACACACAAUUUUGCGUUUAGUGUUUAAGCAUUAACAAGAAAUAGUUGAACACUUUAAAAUGUUCUUCUCGAAUGCUUAGUCAUGGCUUUCUUCAGAGCAAUACCAAGCCUUCCACUAUUUCCAUCCGAUGAAGACAGGAAAUUCAGCCAUGUUGCUCUUGAAACGAUACACCAGGAAGUACAAACUGACCAUUCAUCACAGGUCUACGUGUCACGUGACAUAUUCACCCAAUCAGAUAUAGACGCAUUGUACGAGAGCUCAAAGCCUGCGCACAGUGAAUCUGAACGGAAGAGAAGAAUACCAAAAAUUUCUUGCACAGGGAAACGAGUAUUCAACCUGGUGUUUUAUUUCUUACCGAUUGUAACAGUUCUGAAAAAUUACUGGCAUGAUUUCAGAAGCAAAAUAAUUGGAGACUUCAUGAGCGGGAUUUCAGUGGCGUGUUUGCAUUUCCCACAAGGCUUAGCUUACGGAUUGUUGGCGUCACUGACCCCUGUGGAAGGGCUAUACUCCUCAUUCUUUCCAAUCUUAUUUUACACCAUAUUCGGAACAUCUCAGCACAUGUCGUUUGCAACCGAUUCAGUGAUAGCGAUUCUCACGGCGGAAGUAAUUGAUACGCAAGUGAAGAACGACUUCCUGUCGAGCUUUAAUUCGUCUGCUGCAUAUUCAAAAACUCAACUUUUGAAUUACAGAAUAGUCGUGUCGUCUGCAUGUACAUUUGUUUGUGGAAGCGUUCUGGUUGUCAUGGGGAUAUUUAGACUAGGAUUUCUGACUACAUUUCAAUCGAAAUCUUUUAUUGGUGGCUUUACGACAGCAGCGGCGUUCCAUAUAUUUUGUAGUCAGAUACAUAAAGCGCUUGGUAUAGAAAUUCCCCUUGUAAAAGGAAUAGGGAAGCUAAUUCUUACGUUUAGGUACAUUUUUGAAGAUAUCCGUAGCACAAACUUAGCCUCUUUGAUUGUUGUCAUCUUAUGUGUUACAUUUAUUGUUUUCAUUAAGGAUUUCAUCAAUGAAAGAUAUAAGAAAAAACUAAGGGUCCCUGUACCUGCAGAUUUACUGACAAUAAUUAUAGCAACAAUCAUUUCAACAUACACAAAUCUUGAAACGAAAUACGACAUUGAAGUUGUCGGCUCGAUCCCAGUAGGCAUACCGGAUCCUGCUAUGCCUGACCUGAACAUGUAUCUUAAUGUAUUUCCUGAGUGUUUUCAGAUGGCGUUGUUGAUAUUUUUCUUGAGUAUUGCAAUGGCAAAGGUUUGCGCGGAACAGAAUGAAUAUGAAAUAAAUGACAAUAAGGAGCUAAUGGCGUACGGACUUACAAACGUAGGCUGCUCCUUCUUUCCAUGCUUUCCGGCGUCGGUUUCACCACCAAGAAACAUGAUAUUAAGCUCGAUGGGGGCUAGGACUACAUUAAACGGCAUUUUCACAACCUGCAUAAUGUUAUUGGUUCUUUACGUGCUCGGACAGCUGUUUGCGCAACUUCCGGUUCCUGCUUUGGCGGCCAUGAUUUUUGUGUCUGUAAAACCGUUGCUACUUCAAGUUAGAUGUUUACCGCAAUUAUACCGGGUCAAUGUUUAUGAUAUGAUAAUAUGGAUAGCCACAUGCUCAAGUGGAAUUCUGCUUGACCUGCCGUAUGGGCUUAUCGUAGGAAUUGGGGUUUCAUUCAUAACAGUCGUGAUUCAAAGCCAGAAAACAGACGCUGAAGUAAAAUACCGUACCAAUGACCAUAUCUUCUUGAAAAAGGAACACCAGCCGCAUAUAUCUGUUUCAUCGAAAGUUGUAGUGUUCCAGAUGUGUUCUGCUCUUUAUUUUGCAACAUCGGAACGAUUCCGGAAGACAAUAUAUGAAUCGACCGUAAAUCCUCUAAAAAUGAAGUACAAGCCUGAAACUGUGAUUGAAGUAAAAUUUAGUUAUUCUUCAUCUACGGACACCUUUACCAGCGAAUCUCAGAAAAGCAACCGAACAAGUCAGGCCUCGGAUUUAGAUGGACCCCUAAAAGUGAUCAUAAUUGAUUGUAGCGCUGUGACUUAUAUUGACAUACAAGGGGUGAAUACACUGUCAGUCGUGUUUGAGGAGUACAGGCGAGCCGGAAUCAUUGUCUAUCUUGCAGCUUGCACGCCAUACAUGUGGAACUGUUUGAAGAAGUCGGACUUUUUCAAUGUUGUAUCCCGCGAAAGGGUAUUUUUUGAGUUGGAGGAUGCUUUUUAUGCGGCACAUCAAAGUAUUGUAGAAAUAAGAUGAUUUAUUUAAAGUCAUGAUAGCGUCGUCUAUAUAAUCAUGUGCAACUUUAAAGUGGUUGAUUGUCUAGCUUGUUAUCGAUGAUUCCUGCUUUUGUUUUGUUCCCGCAUACAAGAGAUAUAUCGUGACGGAAUCAGGAAUAUAUCGAAGCUCUGGCGAAUGGGAAUGAUAUUUUUGCUUAAGUUUUAAAGUUUGGUCAAUAAAAAGGUUGGUUCAAAACAUUAAAGGCUGAAUAAUUACACUUAUUUAUAAGCUCUAUGGUUGUUUAAUAAGACCUAAAGUACUAGUAUUGUGUUUACUCUUUGUUUACACGUAAUAAUAACACAAAAACUAUUACGAAAAGAAAUCUUACAUUCAUCUGGCUUUGAUGUCAUAAAACUUUAAGCUGAAGACUUACCUCGAAAUCAGUCGUUUUGAGCCCCAGACAGUUGAGCGAUACAUGUUUAAGACAACUUUUUGACUAAUUAAUUUGAUGACAGAUGUGUUUUUCAGUUGCUUUUUUUUUGUCUUUUUUUUCUCAAAACAUUAAUGUACUUUAUUCUUUGACACAUUUUAAUGUUUGCGCUUUGACAUUUUAAGUGAACUUAGAGAACGGACAAUACUUUAAAUAGUAAAAUAAAAAUCCUUGAAUACUGUAUUUGAAUAAAUGUUAUUAUAUACUCUUUUAAGCCUUUUUACCAAGCAUAUGGUCAAGUGCAAAACGUUUGUAAAUCCAAGCCUAAACUGAGUACAGCAAGAAUUAAAAUAACUUUUAAAGGUAACAAGUACGUUGAAAAAACAACAAUAGUGUAUUCUUUUUAUUGAUCCCACUUGCACGCAUUUUACCUUAGAUUAUAUAUUAUAUUUUAAUUAUGUUAUAGUACCGACUAUAAAUGUGUGUUUAAUAAAUGUUCCUUCAACUACAAAUGUAUAGUAUAUAUUCGCAAUUGUGUACCUCUUUUAUAAACUUAAUCACAAACAAUUAUUUAUCUUUAUAACUGUGAGUGUUAAAGCCGAUUUUAUACGCUCAGUAUCAAAUGAAACCGUUCUAGUUAUGUGCCUGUAUAUAUUUUAUCACACAGAAAAACUCGAAGGCAUUUGACAGUUGCACGCUCAUAGAAGAUUACUUGUCAUCAAUCGCGAAGCCGAUCCCUGUCUUCUAUAUGGGCCAUUCCCCUCUUCAAAACAAAAAUCUGCUUGGAUGUUAUAUGAUCGCAAGGCAAAAACCGGUCUUAUUGAUUAUAACAUUAAUAUUUUGUUUUUGUACAGACUUUUUGAUAAUGUAGUUAAUAUCAUUUCAACUUCUCAAUGGUUCAAAUUCAGCCCAUCGCUAUUUUGUCGUUAAUUAAAAUUACAAAAGAAGCCUCUGUAUGAUCCAAUAAGAUCAUGUAAGCAGGUUUGAUAAGAAUGUAAUAUUUUAUAUUUUUUGUUAAUUUCUCAUACUACUACUUCGAAAUAAGUGUCUUCUAUAUUGUUUUAGUGGUAAUGAAAUCUCUAAGAAAAUUUCCUGGGAGCACAAAACGCAACUAAGCAUAACAAUAGCAUACAGACUGGGUCUGUUCAUGAGAGGUAAUGAAAAGUGCAAUACCCCUCAUGCCCUCCUAUCACCGGCUUUAGCGUAAUUUUGUUCUAGUAAACUUUAAUGCACCCUGUGAUCCAAAAGAAAAAGAAAGUGUAACACCACUGAACACUUAUCAAACACCUAUUUAUCCCCGUAACUAAAGCUAAAUGAUCUUUCCUUCACUUCCAUUUCUUGGUGUUUUCUGUUUUUUAAGCAAUACUUUGUCUUUAAAUGUUUAAACAAUGCGCCAUACACGACAGUUAUCUGGGAGAAAAAAGAACAAGACAGGAUUGAUUGAUUGAUUGAUUGAUUGAUUAAGCUAUGAAUUUGCAACAUCAAUGACGAUAAAAAAUUAUGAACACAAUAAUCAGUUUCAUAUUAUGAUUAAGUAAUUGCUUGAAAUACUGUACAGAGUCUUUAUUUGUUAAUUUGCAAUUGUUUUUGAGUGAAAACAAAUACAAAUAUGUUGUUACAAAA